Rotaria sp. Silwood1 is the source of this 1056-nucleotide messenger RNA. The record is from the annotation of a GenBank genome assembly. NCBI's taxonomy places the organism in Eukaryota, Metazoa, Rotifera, Eurotatoria, Philodinida, Philodinidae.
AUGAAUAUAAUUAAUAAUUUAAAAACAGCAUCAAACAAUGAAUGUAUGCUAGAACAUGAAGAUAUUGAAGGUUCAUAUAAUUUAAAUCAUCAUAUUCUAUCAGUUUUUAUAUUAUUAAUUGUAUCUUUUAUUGGUACUUGUUUUUCAAUUGUAACAACACGAAUUAAACGUCUACAUAUUAAUCCAAUUAUAAUUAAUACAGGAAAAUUUUUUGGUAGUGGAAUCAUACUAGCAACAGGUUUUAUUCAUAUGUUACCACCUGCAAUGGAAUCAUUAACUUCUCCUUGUUUACCCGAAUCAUGGAGUAAAUAUAGUGCUUAUGCCGGUCUUUUUGCUAUGUUAGCUGUACUCAUUAUGCAAUUAAUUGAAUUUAUUGCUCAUGAAAAAUAUUAUUCUCGUGUUCAUUCAAUAGAAAGUGGUACAAGUUCACCAUCUGAAACAAGCCAACAUGUAGAAAUAGGAACUUCAGUAACUGAAGUUGUUAAUACACCUGUAGAGAUUAGUAAAUCAACACAUCAUCAUCAUCAUCAUCAUCAUCACCAUGGUACAGCUUUUCAAGAUGAUGUUCAAACUAAUAAAAUAAGUGCAUAUUUACUUGAAUUCGGUAUAGCACUUCAUUCAAUUCUAAUUGGUAUAGCAUUGGGUACAGCUAGUGAAUCUUUUGUUGCUUUAUUUAUUGCAUUAAGUUUUCAUCAAUUUUUUGAAGCAAUUGCACUUGGUGCACAAAUUGCUCGUUUAGAUCAUUUAUCAUUAAAAUCAAUUAUUUUUAUGGUUAUAUUUUUUGUUUUAACAACUCCAAUUGGUAUUGCUAUUGGAAUUGGUAUUCAUUCACAAACAUACAAUCCAAAUUCAAUUGCUUCAUUACUUGCCAAUGGUAUUCUAGAUGCAAUAUCAGCUGGUAUUCUUAUUUAUGUUGCUAUUGUUAAUUUAAUAACAGCUGAAAUGGGUGCUAGUGCUAAUACAUUUCAUGCAUUAAGUAAACGUUUAAAAUUCUUAUAUUUUGUUGCAUUAUAUGCUGGCGUUGCAGCUAUGGCGGUUAUAGGAAUAUGGGCUUAA